Messenger RNA from Postia placenta MAD-698-R-SB12, 834 nucleotides. RefSeq lists its product as hypothetical. Gene Ontology annotation, cellular component: cytoplasm. The record is from RefSeq and is a predicted model, not a curated record. The transcript is spliced from 7 exons. The coding region runs from base 1 to 834 and encodes 277 amino acids. Lineage: Eukaryota; Fungi; Basidiomycota; Agaricomycetes; Polyporales; Adustoporiaceae.
AUGACCACCAACAGCGAUUCAGGAAAGUCCUACCAUCGUGAAUGCACGGGCGAGGCGCUGGAGACCGCAAAGGCACACGGCAGCCCCAAGGAUAUUACUAUGUUCGGCAGCUGCUUUUGUCCGUUCGUGCAGCGCGUAUGGAUAGCCUUGGAAUUCCUUGGCAUUGAUUACAAGGUCUACGAAGUCGAUCCGUAUUCAAAGCCAGCUGACCUUCUUGAGGUGUCCGCGAAGGGUCUAGUCCCUGCGCUUCGGCUUGAAACGUACGAUCCUCCGCGAGCGAUAAGUGAAAGUACUGUGAUCCUGGAGUUUUUGGAGGAUCUAGCAGCGAUGACGACCCAGCGCACCCUUUUGCCCCCAGGAAUAAAUCCAUAUGCCCGCACUCUCGUCCGGCUUCAGGCCGAUCAUGUGAACCGCACGCUGGUUCCGGCUUUCUAUCGGUAUAUUCAGGCCCAAAAUGAAGAGAGUCAAAUACGCGGGGGCAAGGAGUUCGUCCAAGCAAUUGACGGCCUUGUGAAGCUCUUCCAGAGGGCGCAGAGGGAAGGCGACAUUCACUGCGGCCUAUGGUCUGAAGGAGGCACACUAAGUCUGGCGGACGUGAUGGUCGCUCCUUGGAUCUUCCGCGCCACCAAUGUCUUGGUGCACUAUCGCGGCUUCCAGCUCCCCGAAGGCACGCAGUUCCGCUCUUAUGUGGAGCGCCUGCUCAGCUUCCCGGCUUUCAAGCGUACAUGCAGCACGGAGCAGCUGUACAUUGAUAGCUACGAACGGUAUGCGUUCAAUCGCCCCAACACAAGUCAAGUAGCAAAUGCGAUCAAUUCUGGAGCCGCGUUGCCUUGA